AUGGAAGCUCAGACUCCACGUCCACGUCUCCUAGCUGCUGGCUCUAACGCUCGCGGUCAGCUAGCCAAUGGUUCAGAUGACGAUUCACAUACUUUCAAAGAGUGUCGCUUCAAAGAGGGUGCACUUCCUCCCGAUACGCACGGCAUCCUGCAGCUUGCGACCGGAGCAAACCACACUCUCGUACUGAUGGAGUUUGGUGACGGUCAAAGGGAGCUUUGGGGAUGUGGAGACGGACGCAAAGGGCAGCUGGGUCCUGAGUACAUGGGACAGUUGACAGAAUUCACCCCGAUCAGCAUGCCCUUGUACAAAACUUAUGCUUCCCAAGGAUAUACCUGUUGUCUCAUUGCUGCCGCUUGGGAGACAUCAUAUCUCGUUUUGAAAUCGCCUUCCCGACCAGACGUGGUCAUCUCGAUGGGUUCAAAUGACUUUGGGGCACUCGGUGUCGGCACAAAACAAGCUACGGCAACUUCAACAGUCAUUUCGUUUGAUCACCUGACUAUCGAGGGUCGCUCUAUCAAUUCCAGUGAGCUCGUUGUCGAGUCCAUUAUUGCAGGACCUCGUCAUGUCGUACUUCAUUUGCGACCCGUUUUCAGUAAUGAACAUAUACUCGUUGGCUGGGGUUUGGGCAGACAUGGCCAACUAGGGGACACGAAGAUCGUGAAUUGUGACCGCCCUUGCAUCAUUUCCCUCGAUGUAUCCGCGGAUCCAGUGCAAAUAUAUUCUCUCGGUCUCCAGCACACUGUUGCCUGCCACCAAUCAGGGCGGACAACAGCUUUUGGAUCUAACAAGAAAGGACAACUCCAUAAGAUGGAUUCUUGGGGGCGCAUUCGACAGGUCGGGUGUACGUGGAACGGGACCUACCUUCUCGUAGACGACGAUGAAAAUACCCUUCUAUCCAUGGGAAGUAAUGCCCAUGGUCAACUAGGUCGCGAAUUGCAAGGGGGGGAGAACGAGGUUACUGUCGGGCCUGUCGAAUUUACUUUAUCGCACGAUGGCAAAUUGGCUUCGCUGAGAUCCUUUGCUUGUGGCAGCGAACAUGUGAUGGCAGUUGUCUCUCCCUCUGGCUCGUCAGACAGGGAAGUUUGGGGGUGGGGGUGGAACGAGCACGGUAACUUGGGGCUGGAUCAUACGGAUGAUGUGCCGAAGCCCACCAAGAUCUGGCCUGCAGGAGGACACGCGGUGGACGGAAAACCUGUUCAAGUAUGGGCUGGAAAUGGGACCAGUUGGAUCUUGUUACAAACAUAA
Suillus clintonianus is the source of this 1245-nucleotide messenger RNA. RefSeq names its product regulator of chromosome condensation 1/beta-lactamase-inhibitor protein II. The record is from RefSeq and is a predicted model, not a curated record. The transcript has a single exon. The coding region runs from base 1 to 1245 and encodes 414 amino acids. Lineage: Eukaryota; Fungi; Basidiomycota; Agaricomycetes; Boletales; Suillaceae.